Molecule: messenger RNA, 1666 nt
Organism: Leptomonas pyrrhocoris
Lineage: Eukaryota; Euglenozoa; Kinetoplastea; Trypanosomatida; Trypanosomatidae
Product: putative mitochondrial glycerol kinase, glycosomal
Exons: 1
Coding region: 128-1666 (512 amino acids)
Biological process (GO): triglyceride metabolic process; glycerol metabolic process; glycerol-3-phosphate biosynthetic process
Cellular component (GO): mitochondrion
Molecular function (GO): glycerol kinase activity
Source: RefSeq, a predicted model, not a curated record
GAUAAGUAACCGCCAUCCCCUCCGUCUUUCUUCUCAAACCGGUCUCCCCACAUCAGCCAAAACAAAAACGAUUCUCCUUUCACUUUUCUCCCCAUAAAAAUACCAAUAACGCUGUUCUGUUUCCACGAUGCCGUACGUUGCCGCCAUUGACCAGGGCACGACCUCGAGCCGGUGCAUCAUCUUCGACGACCACUUUAAGGUUGCUGCGGACCACCAGCUGCCCCACGAGCAGUUCACGCCGCAGCCCGGCUGGCUGGAGCACGACGCGGAUGAGAUCUUCCGCAACUGCUGCCUGUGCGUGACGAACGCGGUGAAGAAGCUGCGCGCGAAGGACCCGAAGUUCGACAAGAUCAGCGGCAUCGGCAUCACGAACCAGCGUGAGACGAGCGUUGCCUGGGACCGCAAGACCGGCAAGGCGCUGUGCCACGCCCCUGUGUGGAGUGACGCGCGCACGCACGAGGUGUGCAACCGCAUCGCCAAGGAGGUGGGCGGCGGCAACAACAACUUCGCCGCUGAGAUCACCGGCCUGCCGGUGAGCACGUACUUCUCUGCCUUCAAGUACCGCUGGAUGCUGGAGAACGUGCCGGCUGUCGCGGAGGCGCGCAAGAACGGCACCCUCAUGUUCGGCACGAUCGAGUGCUGGCUGAUGUACAAGCUGAGCGGCGGCAAGACGUUCGUGACGGAUGUGUCGAACGCGAGCCGGACCUUCCUGAUGGAGCUGAGCACGCAGAAGUGGUCGGCGGAGCUGUGCAAGAAGCUGGACAUCCCAAUCGAGGCGCUGCCGGAGAUCCGCAGCAACAGCGAGCGCUACUGCGACAUCGCCACGCCGGAGUUCGGCGUCGUCGAGGCACUGGGCGUCACGACGCCGAUCACCGGCUGCAUUGGCGAUCAGCAGAGCGCGCUGUUCGGCCACAUGGGCUUCCACAAGGGUGACGCGAAGAACACGUACGGCACGGGCUGCUUCAUGCUGAUGAACGUGGGCCCGAAGGUGCAGUACUCGAAGCACGGGCUUCUGGCCACCAUCGGCUACAAGCUGGGCAACAAGCCCACCACCUUCGCCCUCGAGGGCUCGAUCGCCAGCUGCGGCGCGACGGUGGAGUGGAUGCGCCGAAACUUGGGCUUCUUCGGCCACCCCCGCGAGAUGGAGGCGAUCGCCCGGAAGGAGGCGAGCACGGACGGCAUCGUCUUCGUUCCCGCCUUUGGCGGCCUGCUCUGCCCCUACUGGGACCCGACGGCGCGUGGCACCAUUGUCGGCAUGACGUACAAGACGAACAAGUCGCACAUCAUCCGUGCGGCGCUGGAGGCCAUCUCGAUGCAGGCGGGCGCGGUGCUGCUGGCGAUGAACCAGGACAGCGGCGUCGAGCUGAAGCGCCUGCGCGUCGAUGGCGGUCUGACGAACAGCCGUCUGCUGCUGGAGAUGCAGGCCGAUAUCCUUGGCGUGGACCUCUACGUGCCGCGCAUGAUUGAGACGACCGCGCUCGGAGCCGCGCUCUGCGCCGGUCUCGGCUGCGGAUUGUGGAAGUCGACGGACGAGAUUACGGCCAUCGCGAAUAAAGUGUUGCAGGGCGUCACGGUGACCCCGACGAACACCGACCCGGCGGUGCGCCAGGCGCGCGUGGAUGCGUGGAACGAGGCGGUGAAGCGGUCGAAGUGGGCGAAGCUGUAA